Molecule: messenger RNA, 378 nt
Organism: Cylindrotheca closterium
Lineage: Eukaryota; Bacillariophyta; Bacillariophyceae; Bacillariales; Bacillariaceae
Source: the annotation of a GenBank genome assembly
AUGUCUUCCAAUGAUGCCGAAGCCACCAGCACGGCAGCCGAAGACAAGAAACCAAUUCCAGCAUGGAAACUGCGACAACAAAUGUUACAAAAGAAUGCACCGCCCAAACCUUCUCAAUUAAAUAAACAAAUAGCGAAAAAGAAGACAGGCUUUGAUGCUCCACUGCCGCCAGCCUUCAAGACUGUCAGAAAACAACGGUUGGCAUUUGCCAAACAGCAAGAUCGGCGAGCCAACAACGAUACGUGGGUUUCAUUAAAUAGUUCACAUCCAGAGAGCAGCUCUCACGCAAAAGAAGGGCAAGAAGGGACGACGGAAGAAACAGCAGAAUAUAGUAGUGGUGAAGACAAUGCCGGCAGUGACGAUGACAGCUUUGCAUAA